CUACCUACCUGGCUAUUUUGCCUUUCCUCCGCAGGCGGAGCGAACGCGUUUGCCUUUAUCCUCGUCCUCUGCGGAGAACAUGGAUCAGCCAUCUCAGGCCCCCUCCGUAGGAAAUACGCGUCAGAAUGACGAAGACAAACAUGCCAAGUCCAAGGAGCGGCAGCGACACGCCCAGCUCGAAGAAAAACGCAAGCAACGCCAGCAGCAAGAACGUCACGAAGCAUACCUCUCAGAGCUCGCUUGGGUUCGCUCAGGUGGUAUCUUGCGCGAUGCGCGUGGUCGCAGGGAUAAGGUUCGCACUGUAUGGAUGCAGGAGGAGAUUCGCCUGCAGGACGAGGAGAAGAGAAUUAUGGAUCAAUGGAACGCAUAUGAGCUGCGUUGGAAGGCCCUCAACGCGUCAAGAGGCCCUGUCACAUGGGGAGACAUACCUUGGCCCUCUAGCAUCCCUCCAAAUUCGUCCAGCGACCUCACGCACGAAGCAGUGUCCGAAUUCAUAUUGUCUACCCUCAAAGUUCGAGGAGCCACAGGGUCGCACAGGGAGCGCAUACGCUCCUCACUUUUGCGAUGGCAUCCUGACAAGAUGUCUGCGCUUAUCUCGCGGGUGCAAGAGGAAGAACGCGACGAAGUGCGGGAAGGGAUCAACGCUGCCUUCAGGUCUUUGAAACAGCUACAGGACGAAGGGAAGCAGGCAUGCUGUUAGGUCCCUACGCUCCGUCGUGUUUGUUUACUUCUCACAUCUCUUCUGCUUUACUUACAUGUUUGUUGGUUCGGGGUACCAGUGCCACUAAUACCCGUAUGUAUUUAGACCUGGAAGUGUAAUAUAAUCUCGGAAUUUUGGAUAUACUU
Phanerochaete carnosa HHB-10118-sp is the source of this 846-nucleotide messenger RNA. RefSeq lists its product as uncharacterized. NCBI's taxonomy places the organism in Eukaryota, Fungi, Basidiomycota, Agaricomycetes, Polyporales, Phanerochaetaceae. The record is from RefSeq and is a predicted model, not a curated record. Bases 80 to 700 code for a protein of 206 amino acids. Gene Ontology annotation, biological process: canonical NF-kappaB signal transduction. The transcript has a single exon.